Molecule: messenger RNA, 5903 nt
Organism: Ruditapes philippinarum (Manila clam)
Lineage: Eukaryota; Metazoa; Mollusca; Bivalvia; Venerida; Veneridae
Product: polycystin-1-like protein 2
Exons: 15
Coding region: 23-3751 (1242 amino acids)
Biological process (GO): detection of mechanical stimulus
Cellular component (GO): membrane
Molecular function (GO): protein binding; calcium channel activity; calcium ion binding
Source: RefSeq, a predicted model, not a curated record
UGAGUUCAAAGACAAUGUGUACAUGUAUGAUAAUGACGGAACAUCAAGUCUUAUAACCUCAAGUGUGCUACGAUUAGACGUAAAAACAGCUGAGCAACGCGUUACAGCUAAACAUAUAACUUUUGAACAAAAGGUCAUUACUCCAAAACCAAUACAUAUCACACCUCAUGUGGACCAGGAAGACGCCUCUCAAUUUAUGUACCAUAAAUUCCUGUAUCAAAAAAGUACUGACAGUGUUUGUGUCGUUGUUCAACCUCUCGGAAAUCAGGAUCUAAAAAGUUAUCUUAUUUAUAUAAAAUUCAGCGAACCUCCUUCUCUAAUUGAUUAUGAUCUCAAAUUCCGUGUGUUUGAAAACACGAAUUGGCAAGCGUGCAUUGAUUCACAUCGUAUGAAAGGACACACUGGAGUUACCUAUUUGGCAAUAAGUUUUCAAGGAAUUAGUGUAUCCAAAACUGACACAGGGAGCUUACAAAGGAACAUUUCAGAACCAGAAGAAGACAAAACAUUUGAUUAUAACAUAACGAUAGCAACAAUGGGAUGCCUUACAUGGGAAGAGGAAAAAUCACAAUGGAAUGCAAAGAAGUGCCAGCUUAUUGAUUGGUUGCGGGAAGAUGUCAAAAUUGUUUGUCUUUGUCAAGGAUUGGCCGAUAUGGUUUUUGGAAAUUCAUUCUUUGUUGCUCCAAAUGCUAUUGAUUUUUCAACCGUUUUUCUAAAGUUCUCCCCAUUAAACCAAGCUGCUGUUCUCGGUACCCUUGCUGGACUCUUCACCAUCUACAUAAUUUCAGUGAUUUUUCUUGCUCGACUUGACAGAAAAGAUAAAUUAAAGUGGGUUAUAACACCACUUCGCGACAAUUACAUCACUGAUCAAAACUUUUAUGUAAUAAGAGUUUUUACGGGCAUGCGUAGAGGAGAUGGUACAAGGUCUCGUGUUGCUUUUCAUUUGAGCGGUGAAUAUGACAUAUCCGGUAAUCGAGAAUUAUUUGAUGGUAUAAGAGAGGAGUUUAGCACUGGCAGUGUAAUGUCAUUUAUAAUGUCGACGUAUAAGGAUCUUGGUGAUUUGCAGAGUCUUCAUAUAUGGCAUGACAAUAGUGGAAAUGGCAAUUUUGCAUCAUGGUACCUUAAUCAAGUUGAUGUGUAUGAUUUGCAACGACAAAACACAUAUUCUUUUCCUUUCGAGACCUGGCUGUCUAUUGAAACAUGUCUAGAAGCUAAGCUAUCGCCGGUACCAACAAACCAACCAUUAGAUUUGGAAUCUAGAUUCUUUGGUAAUUUGAGACAUAGACUUUCAGAAGGGCAUAUGUUUAUAUCAAUAGUUUAUCGACCAGCAAUGAGUGUUUUUACACGUGUUCAGCGUGCGUCAUGUGCGCUCGUGUUUAUAAUGCUAAACGUGUUAGCAAACGCAUUAUAUUUCAACCCGGAGCCUAAUUACCAGACACCAGCAUUGAUUCAAAUAGGACCAUUCCGAUUUACAUCACAACAGAUAUACAUAUCUAUAGUCUGUGCCUUGUUUACAACUAUACCGGUAUGUUUCCUCAUCGAACUUUUUAAAAGAACAAAGAGAAAACAGGAAACAACUGGCAAUAUACGCUGCAGCUGUUGCCUUCAAAGUCAUUGUUGUCAACAUAGUGCUAAAUAUCAAUACAGGACAAAUGAGAAGGUACAGAAUGAGCAAUUACUGAACUUAGCGUCGUUUCUGAUGGAAUCAGCACAGUCGGAAUACAGUUUACUACUACCACAUGGAUUUAUAUAUAUAGCGUGGUUUGUUGUUGCUGGAGGAACGAUAACUCCUGCAUUUUUUGUUCUGUUGUACAGUAUGGAAUGGGGCAAACAGAAAUCUGAGGAGUGGCUGACAACAUUGACCAUGUCUUUACUGGAAUCAAUUUUACUAAUAGACCCUUUUGUCGUCAUAUGCAUUUCCCUCAUUCUUGCUGUCAUCCUACGUUCAAGAACUCUAAGAAUGGAAUCUAGCGCUACCAAAACUGUCGCCAAAUAUCGGCAGAGUCUCGGUGGAGACGAAAACACCGUUUCAUCGAGUUUGACAGUGCUGAAAUCUAUUGUGACAGAGUUUAAGUCUUUUGAAUUAAAACCUAGAAAUGUUUCAACGCCUGUUCAGGGAGAUAAUCUUAAACAAGCGCAAGAAAAACACCGGCAAUACAUAAACUUUCAUAGAAGUUUGAAGGACAUUAAAUUAAACCUUGUUUUUAUUAUCAUUGUGUCAGUAAUCUGCUAUUCCAACAGAGAUGUCAGGUCGUUUCUACAUCACACGCAUCUUGGCAAUAGACUUGUAACACCACGUCAUACCCAACAGUUUAACUCGAUAAAGUCACCAAAUGAUUUGUUUAAGUGGAUAAAUGACACAAUGAUUCCUUACUUAUUCCGUGAACAUGACGAGUACGGUAUGGUCUUACACUGGACAGAGCGACAAUUCACAUAUGAUCAUCAUCUAAGACUUGGGCCGCCAAGACUACGACAGCUGCGAACUAAACAAGUUACUUGUGACAUACCUUACAUCGACCGGACAUCUUGUUUUGGUGGAUAUCAAAUAUGGAAUGAAGAUGACGAAAACUACUGUAUUGGAUGGAAAAACUACCCAUGCAGCUUAACAGAGGCUGUCUAUAAUGUGACAUCUUCAGCAUGGAAAUUCCAAUCGUCUUUAGGUAUCUGGGGGUUACCUUUGACAGGAUACUAUACAACAUAUGGUGGCGGAGGUUAUAUAGCAUCACUUCAUGUUAAUCUCAAUUAUUCUAUCGCCACUAUCAACGAACUGUAUAAAAACCUAUGGAUUGAUCGCCAAACUCGAGCUGUGAUCGUAGAAUUUACACUUUAUGAUGCGUCUACAAACUUGUUCGUUGACAAUAUGUUUAUGAUAGAGUUUCCCCAAACAGGUGGUGCAUUUACAACGUAUAACACAUACCCAUUACGUGUUUAUCCACACCAUGGGGCUGCAGGAACUUGGACACUUGUAUGUGAAAUAUUGUUUGUGCUUUAUAUUACAUGUUUCUUCAUCCGAAUUUGUCUGCGACUUUACCGACUACGAUCUGAGUACUUCAAAAUAUUUUGGACUGUAUAUGAUCUUGUCAUUUUUCUUGUUGCAGCGACAGCCAUGAUUUUAUUUUGUUUUCGGCUACGAUUCUCGUUUGAAACGAUCAAGAAGUUUAAACAGGAUAAUAAACUUUAUGUGAACUUUAGUCAUAUUGUGUUUUGGGAUCAAGGUUUUGUGCUGGCUCUAGGUGUGUUAGCAUUUCUAGCCACAAUAAGGAUGCUCGAGGUACUGUCUACACUUAAACAUUUGAAAGCAAUCGUGGAUAUCUUCAGAAAAUGUGGCAAAGAUCUGUUUUGGUAUGGCAUAACAUUUGUCCAGAUUUUUGUCGGGUUUUGCGGAUUGGCAUUGCUUCUCUUUGGUUCGCAGCUUGAAUCGUACAGAAACGUAUACCAGUGUAUGGGAACAUUAUAUAUAGCAAUGAUUGGAAAGAGUAGGUUCACAGAAAUAAAUGAAACAAACCCCGUACUGGCGAAAGUUUUCUUCAUGUUAUACAUUCUGAUUGUCGUUUAUUUUUUCCUUACCCUUUUCCUCGCCAUUCUUGGAGCAAGCAUCGACGAAGUGGUUCAACAAAAUCGCACAGGUCCGGAUCACGAUCUUAUAGCAUACAUGAUAAGUAAAAUCAAACACUUUAUAAAUAAACCAGAACUAAGCAUGAAAAAGCAGCGAGAGAGAACAGCGAAAACCGCUCCGACAUCAGCAAACAAGUAAAAUACUGAAAAUAACUCAAAUACUUUUAGACUGAAUGUUCAUGACAUAGAGGAAUCAUGCAUGUCACACUUAUAUUAUAUUUUUUAAUAAGUUUAAUGAUAUUUUGGGAUAGUCGUCCCAGAACUGUUAUGUUGACAGUUUAUUAUAAAACUAUAUGUUACAGAAUGAGUUGUUCAGAUAUCAAAAAUUGUUUUAAAUUGUGUGAGAAUUAGAACAUUUUUUUUAAAUGUAAAAUUUAAAAAUGUAAAAUCAACCACAUUGCAUAUUUAUAAUUUUAAAACUUUAUGAUUGUUAAAAGAAAAUACCACGGUUACAAAAAUAUUCCUCGCAUAUAUAUACAACUUUUUGUAUCAUGUACACUUGAAAACCGUUUCACCUAUGGUGGCUGAUCAUGAUUUCUACCAUUUCGUGUCUUCGCCCCUCAAAAUUCGAAGGCGAAAAUACGAAGUCACGAUAAUAUGCUUACUUAUUAUGUCAUUGUUUACGGCUUUUUGGGCGCUGAUACUAAAAUGAGAUAUUUUAAUGGCGAAAUAACGAUAUUUAAAUAGGCAAAGACACGAGAAUUUAUCGAGUCCCCAAAUUUGCCAAUUUUUUGAGUCCCAAAAGUCGAAGACACAGUAAACUGGUCAAUUACCGUAUCUUCGCCUUUCGCAUUUUUAGGCGAAGAAACGACGACACGACGCAUAGGGCGCCGAUACAAAGAUUUCUUCCCGCCGACACGAUGAUUCUGCAGAAAAUAUCGUGUCUUCGCCUAUUUAAAAAUAGUUAUUCCGCCAGAAAUAUAUUGUGUCUACGUGUCGGCGCCCUCAAAAGUCAAAGGCAAAAACACGUAGAUAUGAAAUUCCAGAAAUCAGCUACCAAAUGCACCUGUCAUAAUCUCGUGCGAGUCGAAGUUUUCAUUUAUGUAUGAUUGUUUUGUUUAUUUUCAUUGUUCUUAUGGUGGUACACCUAUACAAAAAAUAUAUUAAAACAAAUUCACAGAGGUUUUUUGUACACGACAGAAAAGGAGGUAAUAUUUUGAUAUCUAUGUUUCCUUUGAUGUAGGUCUAGACCAAUAACUUUUCAGAUCACAUUCACUUCGUUUUUCAUUUCACAAUGAAAAAUGACCCUUAAUUGAGAAGUGUUACAACACUUUUCACUCCAAUUGGGAAAAGAAUAGCACAAAAAUACGAAUUUCAAUUUAUUCCUGAGUAUAUUUAUAAAUUAUCUUUUGCGUGUCCUUCUAUUGUAAGGACCCCAGCUGAUCUAUAUAAGAACUUCAAAUUUUAUGUUUUUAUGCUUUUAGAACUUCCUUUAAUAUUUCUAAUUGAUUUCCGUUGAUAUUGAUUGCAAACGAGAUUGUUUCUAAUGCCACCACCAAAUCUAUUAUCAUAUUUGUUGAACUUAUCGUUUGCAGUGAUGUUGCGUCGUAUUUUGAUUUGAAUUUCUGAAAGAACAUGGCCACUGCAUUGCCUCCGCUCUGAGAGUAUCUAAAUAGGCUAAAACUCAUGUAAAAUGCAUGAAAACUUGUGGCACCAAUGCGUUUACAUUAUUUUUUAUGUAUAGUUGUAUUAUCAAUAUAUGUAGAUCUAUUUCAAUCGCCAAUUUAAUAUCAUUUAAACAUGACGUGAAAACGUAUAUUAAGAGACAAUUUUUGCUUGUUUUCGCAACCAAAGCACCCGUUAUUUAAAUCUAAAUGCUGUAAACGUGUAUUGUUUAUAUUUCACUGUUGAUUGUUCAUGUUUUUAUUUAUCUUAAGACCAAUGAAAGGUGUCAAUUUCAAUACAAUGGUCAAGGAUGACGAUCAAUCAUACGGCUAUUAAUUUGAAAAGUAAAAAACACUCAAUUUAUGAUUUUUUUUAGUUUUUUUCCCAACCGAUAUUAUGUCUAUCCUAUUGAAAAUUGUGAGUGCACAGGUUAAAGUCAAUUUGCCAUAAUUUGGUGAAAUUUUGACAUUUUUGAUAUGCACAAAUAAUUCCAUGUGACCAACGGACAUUUAGAUAAAUAUUGUUCGUAAAGCAUUGUAAAUGGUUAAUUUUCAAAAAGGUUGGGACAGUCUUUAGGAAGUUUCUAUAUUCUAUCCUAAACACUUUGCAUUAUUGUUUGUCAAUCAGUAUUAUAAAAGUGAAUCACUUGACACAUAUAUAACUUAUUCAACUCAACUUGACAGCGA